UUUUUUUAUAGAGCAAAGGCCCCCAUCUUAUUAGUGACUUUAAAUGGACCUGUUCAAUGAAUAUAGAGUGGUUCACUGAAUACGCAUGCCCCACCGAUUACAUCAUCAGCAACACCUGCCAAAUGACAGCAGAGAAGCACGGAAUUAACAUUGACCUGUCACCACUGACGCACAAAUCUGGUGGGUCCUACUUGGUGAAUGCAACAGAGGGAAAUGAUCAGUAUGUCUACUACAUUAAUGUCUGUGGCAAUGUGGCAGCGUGCAAGGAUAAAGGUCUUACCCCAGUGUGCCAGAGGAAAUGGGAUGAUGAUACAUUUGAACAAACAGUUGGAAAAUUAAAUUUCAUGCAGCUCAUAUAUUCUGAUGGUAACUUGUUGUUGACUUACAAAGAUGGAGACAGCUGUAGUUCCAAAUAUAAAAGGGCAACUACCAUUGAAUUUGUCUGCGAUAAAACAGCAGUUAACGACGUAGUUGGAAAACCUGAGUUUGUGCAGCACAAUAAUUGCUCUUAUUAUUUCCGAUGGAGCACAAAGUAUGCAUGUGUGGAGCCAGUAGAACCAGUUUCCUCGGAGGACUGUAAGGUUCAAUUUGGAGGAAAGAAGUAUGACCUCUCAAGUCUUAUCAAGAAUGAAGAAACCAAUUGGCAAGUCAUUACCGGUGAAAAUGAGGCUGACAAGCAGAGCUAUUUUUUAAAUGUCUGCCACAAUGUUUUACGUACAGAUAAUACUAAGAACUGUCCUCCAGAAAGUGCCAUCUGCAGAACUGGAAAUGGUGAAGCUCAAAGUCUCGGCCAGUUCAAGCAGUCGCUGAAGUACAACCCAGUGACUGACUCGUUAACUCUCAACUACAUUGAUGGCUCAAAGACAGACAUGGGCUGCAUCCGUCAGACCAUUGUCAAUUUCAUCUGCGCUCCAGGUAGCACUAUGAGUGCACCAAAACUGUUUCGUAAAUCUAAUGAUGACUGCUACUUUGAGAUUGAAUGGUACACCUCAGCGGCAUGUGUUUUGUCCCGUAAAACUGGGGAUAACUGUCGUAUUGAUGACAAAACUUCUGGCUAUGUCUAUGAUUUGAACCCAUUGAAGAAAGACAAAGAGGACUACACUGUGCAUGCAGCUGAUGGUUUCACCUAUCUGAUUAAUGUGUGCGCCAAGAUUAAUGAUGAUAAGCACUGUGUGACUGCACCCCACAACAAUGCUUCUAUCUGUCAGUUUAAAGACGGUGGUGAGUUUAAAGUAGCUGAGCCAGCCACUCAACUGGAAUACUUUGAUGGUGUGCUAAAUCUGACCUACACAAACGGAGAGAAAUACAACGAUAAGGACAACACACCUCGAAGUGCAGAAAUCGCAUUUGUUUGUGACCGCUCAGAGGAUGUUGGAAAUCCAGAGUUUCUAGAGGAAAAGGAUUUUACAUAUGCAUUCUUGUGGCGUACAAGUUAUGCUUGUCCACUGUCCCCUAUAGAAUGUGCUGUCACUGAUGAAGAAAGCCAUAACCAGUAUGACUUAUCAAGUUUGUCAAAAGUUUCUGGCUUUUGGGAGACGGAAAUUUCAAGUGACUCUCAGGGUCAGAGGACAAAGCUUUAUAUCAAUGUCUGCCGGCCUCUAGGCACCGUCCCUCAUGCUCAGUGCAACCGUUUCUCUUCUGUGUGUGCCACCACUAUUGACACCAAUGGGAAAGAGACGUUGUUUCAUGGCAACCUGGGUAAAGCUGUAUCUUCACCUGUAAUUGAUAAGUCUUCCCAUGAGGUGAAGCUGGUCUACACAAGUGGAGAGAACUGUACGGAGGAUGGCACAGUCAAACAGUUUACAACUACCAUUCAAUUUGUUUGCGCUAAAGGAAAUCUACUCGGUGGACCGAGGCCACCAAGGCUCAUAAGUCCUUGUGAGUAUGUUAUCCAAUGGGAUACGGAAGCAGCAUGUCCAGUCACCACUGACGUCACACAAAGUAGCAAUGGAUCAGAGUGCACUGUUCAAGACAGAAACACAGGUUUUCUAUUUAAUUUACUCCCCCUGAAGAAAGCAGACGGCUAUGAAGUGACAUCUGCUGACAACUCUCAGCAUUUCAAGCUAAAUCUAUGUGGCAGCCUCCCAGACAGUGUUUGUGGUCAAUUUGAUAAAAAUAAGCCUACAGGCAUUUGUGAACUCAAGGCAGACAAGAGUGGCACCUCAGUGGCCAAGCACAGUACUGAACUCAAGUACUCAAGCCAAGGGGAACUAACUCUCACGUAUGAAGGACUAUUUGAUUACAGUGGAGAUUCAAAAAAAUAUGUGUUCACUUUUAUCUGCGAUCGAUCUGCCCAGGUGGCUAAGAUAACCUUUGUGCACAAGACAUCUUUAACAACCACUUUCAAGGUGGAUACAUCUCUGGCCUGCCCGCCUCAGCCAGUUAACUGUGUGGUGAUGGAUGCGAAGGGUCAGCAGUUUGACCUAACACCACUAGCCAGAGUCACUGGCAACUGGGUUGUGAUAGAUAUCCGACCAGAUCAUACUGACUUGCGGUACCACAUCAAUGUAUGCCGGCCAGUCAAUCCAACACCUGACAUGACCUGUCCAGGUGGUGCUGUAGGUGGAUGCCAGACAAGCUCCAAUAGCAAUAACAGCUUUAAUUUGGGCUGGGUUCAGUCUGAGCCAGUGGUUUCUGAUGCUGCCAUUACACUUCACUAUGAGGGCGGAGACAAAUGCCACGUUGGGAAAGACACUGAGUCCUAUCGCUCUACAAGGAUCAUCUUUUUCUGUGAUGCUGUUGAGCAUAAUCCUGUGUUCCAGUCAGAGAGUGACACGUGUGAGUACACUUUCAUAUGGAAGACACCCAGUGCUUGUCCACAGAAGGUAACUGAAGGAGAUGACUGUAAGGUGACUGACCCACUUUACAACUACCAGUUUGACCUUAAUCCACUCCGCAAUGCCACCAGCGACUAUGCCGUUUUGGGGGCUGGCUACAAAUUCUUGGUCAAUCUGUGUGGACCGCUGGUUAGUACUCUUGAUAACUGCGGGUCAGCUGGAGCAUGUCAGACAAGUUUGACUCUCCCCGCUCCUGUGCAGAUAGGUCUACCCAAUAACAAGCCGAGGUACCAAACAGGACAGAUCUCUCUGGUAUACUCUGAUGGAAAAGGAAACUGCCAUGGGAAGUACAACCGCUCGACCAUCAUCAAUUUUGUCUGCGACCAUGCGGUGACCGGUCUGGAUGGCCCCAGGUAUCUGGAAGAGAAGUCCGACUGCACCUACAUGUUUGAGUGGACCACAAAGGCAGUGUGCCCACCCCACCAGGUAGUGGACUGCACUUUACAGAAGGGCGAUGAUGUUUAUGAUCUGUCACGCUUGUCUCAAUCUGGCAGCAACUAUGAGAGGACCGAUAGUGACCCAACCUCAAAGCAGUUGUUUCUUAUUAACAUUUGCAGAUCACUUGUGCACAAAAAAGAUCAGAUUUGUCCGUUUGAUUCAGCGGCAUGUAGAAUAGAUCUCACGGAAACCGACCCCAAAAAAAGGUAUCACAAUAUAGGUCGGGUGACUAGUCAGUCACUGGUCGUGGAACAAGGGAACUUGGUACUGCGGUAUGAUGAUGGCGAGCCCUGUGGAAAUGGCAAGCGCUCCACUGUCAUUCUGUUUCAAUGUGAUGAGAAAGACGACUCACUUGGUAUUCCUGGUGGUCACGUUGAGAUUAACGGAUGUCAGGAUCACUUUAUCUGGCAGUCCAGUGCUGCCUGUCCCCAGCGUCCAGACAAGUCAGGGCUUACUGAAGCCAACUUUGGUGACUGCACUGUGACCAAUUUUAACACAGGCUACAAAUUUGACCUCAGUUCACUAAAAAGGCCGAGUGGCUACACGACCUACGACAGAGAUGGGCAUGAGUUCACUCUAAAUGUCUGCGGCUGGGUGGACAAGUCCACUGGAUGCGUCAAUGGGACAGGUGCCUGCCAGGUAUCACAGGUCGGCCUCAAAACUUACGUCAACACUGGCAAGGCCAACGCCAGGCCAAUCUACAAGGAUGGUGUCAUAGUCCUGGAGUAUAAGGAGGGUGAACUGUGCAACAGCAAGAAGGUUCCAAAGGAGACGUACAUCAACUUUAUCUGCGACCAGGACGCUGGCACUGGUGUUCCAGUCUACAUUGAUAGGUCAGACGACUGCAUCUACUAUUUCCAUUGGGAGACACAGCUGGUCUGUGAGAAAGAAGUAAAGUGUGAAGCUGUUACUGAUGCUGAUGUCACGCUGGACUUCUCCCCCCUCAUUCUGAAAUCUGGUCAGUACAACGUGCUUCCCUCGGACUCUGGUAGCAACCAUUCCCCUGGCACGAUUUUUAUUAACUUGUGCCGACCUCUGAACCCUUUGUAUGGGACACUCUGUCCCCCUGGCUCAGCAGCCUGUCUUGUUAGAGCCGAAGGAACCACUUUGAAUUUGGGUCGUGUUGACAAGGAGCCUGUGUAUGAUAAAACCACCAAAGAAGUUAAGCUCACCUACACCAAUGGGGACAGUUGCCCGACCAACCGCAGUAUCAACAUUUCUUCUGUCAUCAUACUCAAGUGUGGCAACAGUAAACUUAUGAGUCCAGUGCUAGAGGGGUUGACCUCUGACUGUGAGUACAUCUUCAUGUGGGAGACUCUCCUUGCAUGCCCAGAGUCCAGCCCACAGAAGUUAAGUCAGGACUGCACUUACUACGACAGUCAGAUGAGAACCAGAUACAACUUGUCAUCACUUGCAGGCACAUAUUCAGUAUCAGCUUCUGCACCAUCAUCGGGGCGGUUCAAACUCAAUCCAUGUGCUCACUUGGAUGAGAAGGGAGAGACUGGAGGAGCAUCGUGCGUUGACUCUGCAGUCUGCUUGAUUGGCUCCCCCAGUCAGUCUGGCUCGUAUGGUGACGCAGGCCAAGGAAAGUUCCAGAAGGACACAGCUUAUCUCAUGCUUAAAUUUUCCCAGGGAAGGCCCUGCAGCUCUGGCACAAGCAAAGCUCAGUCCAUCAUCUACUUCAAGUGUAACAGAACUGCAGGCAAAGGGCAGCCGGAGCUGAUGGGUAAGGAAGAUGAUUGUCAGGUGACCUUUCUGUGGCAGACUGACCUUGUAUGUCCAGUGGAUAAAAUGGACUGUCUUAUAACCUAUCAAGGAUUACUUUUUGAUUUCUCUUUUCUAUCUCGAGAGUCAAAUAGUUGGAACUUCACAGAUGAACAGAAAAAUGUUUAUUGGUUGAAUCUUUGCCAUGGGGUCCAAGGUGAGGCCCUAGCUGUUGGAUGCCAGAAGAAUGCAGCAGUAUGUCGACGCACAUCAGAUAACAAAAUUCAGAUGUUGGGCAAAUUACAAACUCAGCAGAUGGAAGUCAUCUCGGGCGAUAAAACAUCUAUUAUUAUCAAGUACAGUUAUGGUGAUGCGGAUGUCUGCUCAGCUGGGGGCAGGCGACGUAGCGACAUCGCACCAAAGGUUUCUGUAAACUUGACAUGUGGCAGCACAAUAGGAACACCAGUGUUAGCUGGUUAUAAUUCUGAAGAGUGCACUUUCAAUGUUGGUUGGAAAACAAGGCUUGCUUGUCCCGUUAGUCAAGACAAACUUCAAGUGAAGGAAGUGAGAGGCCUUGUCUAUGAUGUGAGAACUGGUCUAACCAUUUCCUUAAAGCCACUGCUGAAACCUACAAAUCAGUACACCGUGGGUGUUGAUAAUAGCCAGUACAUCAUCAAUCUUGGGGCUCCAGUCCAUAUGGCCAACACAGCCUCAACUCAGUGUGCCGGAGCUGCUGUUUGUCUCAGAUCUGAAACUGGAAGCUACAAGAAUCUUGGGCACUACAGCAGCAAGGCUUACUAUAUGGAAGAUGAGCACUUGGAAAUUGUGUUUACCUCACAAGAGAAAUGUCAAGGCAGUCAGUCGCACCUCAACAUUACUUCCAUCUUCAGUUUUCAUUGCGCUGAUGUCCCGGCAGAAUCUUCCAAACCAGAGUUUCUCUACAAGACUUCAGACUGUGCAUAUAUGUUUGAUUGGGAUACCAACUUGGUCUGUUUCUCAUUAGAUGUAUCUCUACUCGAUGGCAGCACAAACUCAGCAGCUGGUGGACCAAGCGCCAACAGAGUGGCCAUUGGAGUAUCUGUUUUUCUGUUUAUUGCCCUGGUCUGUAUAUUUGUGCUGAUUUUCUACAAACCAGAAAGAAGAGCCAAGGUGGCAGCGAAAUUGAAGAGAGUUUUAUUGUGUAGAAAAACAGAAAAUACACCCAUUGUAUAUUCUCGGUUGAACCAAAUAGAUCAAGAUGAUGAUCCAUUCAACCCAUUUUCUGAACCAGAUGAAGAAUCGGAGAUGCAUAACAACCAGCUUCCAUCCAAGGUCGGUGUCUUCCAUGACGACAGUGAUGAUGAUAUAUUGCUUUAGGCAAUGUUCAAGCCCUCUGUGUGUCGAAUCGUGCUAAAAGCCGCUGGUUGUUUUUUGUACAGUCAUGCUCUGAUUAUUACUUGUCCCCAAGAGACAACUUUCUGGGAUAAGAUUUUUUGGGGGGUCAAGGUCAUUCCAAUUCUUCCAUUUUUUGGGGGCUGCUUGAUUUGCACUGUUUGAAGAUGUGUCAUUGAAUUGAUUUUCAACAUACAUGAAACAUGAAAUGAUUUACUACAUAUGUGAGACCUGAAUUGCUUGGCUACAUAUUUAAGAACUGAAUUGAUUUCCUUACAUACACAAGACUUGAAUUGAUAUCUUACAUACGUGAAACCAGAAAGUGUCAAGGCAUUAACUGGUUGAAUAAGAUAAGUCUAAUUUUGUUUUAUUAAGUCCAAUUGCGUUUUUUUUUUUAUAUUACGCUCCUUACAAAACAUGUUUAAAAGAACAUUUUAGAAUUAAGUGUUAAAAGUAUUAUAUUUUUUUUUACAUUUUUGGGAAUAUGAAGAAAAAAUGUGUCAAAGGCGAAUCAGAAAUGAAUGGUUACUUUAGGUUGGUAUGUUGGUCUAAGUUUGAUCGAAGUUUAACAUUUUACGUUACGUUAAGCUUUCCCCAAAACAUUUUGAAAUGACUGGAAGUAAAAUGGACAGAAAUGUAAUGAGCUGAACAGUCUUCACAUUCGGAUUUAAAUUUUGAUUUUUUUAUUGUUGAUUGUAAUAUUGGUUCAUGUGACGAUUUACAAGAAAUGUCAAUAACUUUGGUAUUUCAGAUACAUGACACUGCUUUAGGUUUUAGGAAUCCCAAUCAGCACUUACUUUGGGCAUUUAAGAUGGUGAUUUUAUCUUUUCCAAAAAAAAAAAAAUAUAUAUAUACAUAUAAAUUGUGUUUCUUUUUAUAAAAAAAAACAAACAAAAGAAAAUCAUGCUACUAAGAUGUAAAAAAAAUUUUUUAAAGCAUAUUGUUUCCAGACCUAAAAUUUUUAGUUCCUAUUAUAAGAGGCAGUGAUGGUCAAACUAUGGCCUGAGGACCAAAUUGUGUCUGUGUCCCGGGUCUGUCCAGCCCCUUGAAACGUGUGCCCACGGUGCAGAAUGAUGUUGGUGAGCAUCAGUCGCAUUGGACUCAAUAUUUUGCUGUGAUGCGGAACAUGAACCAUGUGUCGGAAAUUUAAAUUGUCUUGGUACCAAAAAGUUCAGCGGCACUGACAAAAAAGUGUUCAAAGUUAUAAAUCUGUCAUUGGUCAAAGUUAUAAAUUCUGUUAUUGGUCAAAAUAAUACAGUCUGUCAUUAGUCAAAGCUAUAAAGUCAUUCAUUGGUCAAAAUUAUAGUCUGUCAUUGGUCAAAGUUAUAAAGUCUGUUAUUGGUGAACAUUAUAUUAAAGUUUGUUAGUUAUUACAAUAAAGUCUGUCAUUGAUCUUUACACACUUGGAUAUGUUUAUGUAAAUGUAAUUUUGUUUUUAAAAUCAAGGGACUUCAAAUAUGAACAUCUGGUGAACUGAGUUGUGAAAAAAAACAAUUUGACUGAUCAUAAAUGUUUGUUGGUAAAAUGUGAUGUUAAAGAGAUGUAAUUAGAAGUCAGGGAUGAACUAAUGAUGUAAAUGUUUCUUUGUUGAUUUUUUGCUGAACCCUGUAUCAAAAAAGGUGAUGAAAUGUCGUCAGUGUCUGUAUAAAUAUAUAUAUAUAGGUCAUUGCCUUUGUCAACACUUGUUGCAAUUAUCAUACACAUAUAAAUAGAUGGGCUUUCAUUGGUCAACAUUGUUAUUUUAAUACACAUAAUACAUUUUCCAAAUGACAUAAUAUAUGAUAUAAUAAUUGCAAUCGUAUCAUUUUGAUUUGUAUUUAUAAUGUGUAUCUGGUAUUUAUAGUUUCAUAUUUUCUUUAUUGUGCUUGUUGAGAUGUGGAUUAACUGCCAUUUGUUCCGCUUCUCUUUUUAUUCACACUCAACCUUUUUUUUUUUUUUUUGCAUUCAUUUUGUCCUGAUAUUUAAAGCUCAGAGUAAUAAUAUAAGCAAAGUUGAAUUCCAGGGUCAUCACUGAUACCAUUCACUUUUUAUUGUAUGAGUUUGAAAACUUAUGUACUAUUCUUGUAUUCCAUUUUUCACAUAUUUGCUUAUAUAUAUAUUUUUUUUAGCUUUUUUCUUUUUAGAGUUCCAGCUUGGCUUCUAUUUUGUUGAUAGACUAUGACCAAAUGGUGUAUGUUAUAUUUGAUGUAUUGACUUGUAUUAUGCCAUGUGUGUUGUGAGCUACUGUCUUUUUUAGAAACACAUUUAAUGUCCCAUUCUGCAUUCAUGAAACAUAUUUUAAAAUGUUCAAUAUUAACUCUUUCUAUCCUGGUUGACAAUGCCAACGUGGAUUUGACGCUAUUAGACUAAAUUAAUUUUUUUGAUUCAUUAAUUUGUGCUGUGUAAAAAGAGCAAGCAUUCUCCUAUAAUUUGAUAGCAAAUAUAACAUUUUCUGAUAACAAACAAAAAAGUUAUUAAUUAGAACAAGAUAGUGAAAUACAAAUGAGCAAAAUGAAUAAUACUAUGAACGAGAAAAAUAAUUACGGAAAGAAAGAGUUAACUUGCUGGACAUGGCUCUAUCAGUAUGUCUUUGAUUAUUGGUAAUUUUAGAUAGUAAUAAUUUUAACUGUUACUAUAAUAUAUUGUGACCACAGCUAUCAAACUGCAUCAAAGGCACAAUGUUGGAGCGAAACUCAUUCUUAUAUGUCAUCAACAAUCUCUAAUUUUCA
Molecule: messenger RNA, 9058 nt
Organism: Biomphalaria glabrata
Lineage: Eukaryota; Metazoa; Mollusca; Gastropoda; Planorbidae
Product: cation-independent mannose-6-phosphate receptor-like
Exons: 39
Coding region: 57-6335 (2092 amino acids)
Biological process (GO): lysosomal transport
Cellular component (GO): plasma membrane; late endosome; trans-Golgi network
Molecular function (GO): signaling receptor activity; D-mannose binding; insulin-like growth factor binding
Source: RefSeq, a predicted model, not a curated record